AUGAACGUCAUUUGCUCUAUAUGUAGCGAACAGUUAAUACAAUCAGAUGAUAUUUUUUAUACAAGAUGUGGACAUGUAUUUCAUUUGCAUUGUUUAACACAAUGGCUUGAAAGGUCAAAAAGCUGUCCACAAUGUAGAGAGAAAGUUACACAAAGUAAAAUACAUAGGCUCUAUUUCACAUUUCCAAGUAAUGAAGUAGUUGAAUCUCAAGGUUCUACAUUACAAGAGAAAGUGGAUAACUUAAAAUUUCAAAUUUUGUUAAAAGAAAAAGACAUUCAAUAUUAUUCUUCAAAAAAUGUUACUUUAGAAAAACAAAAUGCUGGUUUAAAACAAGAAGUUCGAAAAGUAGAAAGUGAAAUUAACAAAAAAAAUGCAGCAAUACAUGCUUUGAAAGAACAAAUUAAUUAUUUUAAAGAACAAAGUUCACACUGUGAUAAUUUAAAAAAAGAAAUUAUUCAAUUAAAAAAUAAGAUUGAAGAUCUUAAACCAAUACAGGUAUUAUUACAUGCACCUAUUAGUGAUGUUAGUAAAAUGGUUGGAAAAACUAAAGAUCCCGAAACACUUACUAUGUAUAUUUCUAUUAUGAAAAAAGAAUUAAUUGGAAGAUUUAAUAAAUGUAAACAAUUACGCAUGAGUAUUAAAAAGCUUCAAGAAAAACUUUCUAAAGUUAAUAUGAAAAAUGAUACAUCAUUAGAAGAACAGUCAAAACAAAUGGAUUUCGAAGAAAAAUUAGCAUUUUCAGAAAGCAAAAAUAUGGCAUUACAAAAACGGGUUGAUGAAUUAGAAGAGAUACUUGGUAUUAAUGAUAAAUAUAGUAAUGAAUUAGAAAUUAAAAAAUCAGAAAAUAAGAAUAAUAUCUCUAAAGAAAACUUGACUGAAAGUUCAUCAAAAAAAAGUAAUCAAAAUAUAUCAAGUACAAGUUCUUUAUUAAGUUGCACAAAACAAAAAAUUGAAAAGACAUUUGUGUACGAUAUUAAACAUGAACAAGAAAAGAUAUAUGAUUCUCCAAUAAAAAAUGAUACAAGUGAUUCGGAAAUAGAUUUUAUAGAUUGUAGUUCUUCUAACAAUUCUCCAAUAGUUUCUAAAAAAUUUAAAUUAUCAGAAAAUGACAUAGAAGAAACUUUAAAUAAAAAUGAUAAUAAUACAUUCUCAAAUUCUUCUAUAUCAAAGAAAAAAAGAAAACAAAAUAUCAAAAAAAAAAUAUCUGAUACUGAAUACAAGCAUGAUAGUCAUGUGGUUGAUUUAACUUGAAGAGUUCCUAAAUAUGAUAUAAUAGUUUUUUUUUUUUGUAUAAAUGAUUAUUUAUAUUUUAAGAACAUAUAUAAUAUUUUCAUUG
This is a messenger RNA of Apis dorsata (giant honeybee), 1336 nucleotides long. Its product is annotated as E3 ubiquitin-protein ligase TRAIP-like. The coding region runs from base 1 to 1251 and encodes 416 amino acids. The record is from RefSeq and is a predicted model, not a curated record. Lineage: Eukaryota; Metazoa; Arthropoda; Insecta; Hymenoptera; Apidae. The transcript has 6 exons. Gene Ontology annotation, molecular function: zinc ion binding.